UGAGUGCAGGGUCGUUGACAGUCUGCUCUGAAUUGUAAACAGGAAAACACCUUGUGUGAACAUUGCGUAGCCCGUGAGGAAACAUGGGCAAAAGCUGUAAGGUUGUGGUUUGUGGACUCGCAUCUGUUGGCAAGACUGCUGUUCUGGAGCAACUACUGUAUGCCAAUCAUGUACCAGGUUCAGAGCCGAUGGAAACCCUGGAGGACAUUUACAUAGGCUCCAUCGAGACGGACCGCGGCACCCGCGAGCAGGUCCGGUUCUACGACACGCGUGGGCUCCGCGACGGCCUGGAGUUUCCUCGUCACUACUACACCUUCGCCGACGGCUUCGUCCUGGUCUACAGCAUCGAGAGCAAAGAGUCCUUCAAACGCAUGGAGACACUGAAGAAGGAGAUCGACCGUUACCGCGACAAGAAAGAGGUGACCAUCGUUGUGCUGGGGAACAAGCUGGACCUUCACGAGCAGAGGAGAGUGGACUCGGAGAUGGCCCAGAACUGGGCGCGGCAGGAGAAGGUCAAACUGUGGGAGGUUUCCGUGGGCGACCGGCGGACUCUUAUUGAGCCGUUCGUGUACCUGGCCAGCAAAAUGACCCAACCACAAAGCAAAUCAACAUUUCCCCUCAGCCGGAACAAGAACAAGGGUAGCGGCUCACUGGAUAGCUAGAGAGACA
Chanos chanos (milkfish) is the source of this 669-nucleotide messenger RNA. RefSeq names its product NFKB inhibitor interacting Ras-like 2 (gene nkiras2). NCBI's taxonomy places the organism in Eukaryota, Metazoa, Chordata, Actinopteri, Gonorynchiformes, Chanidae. Bases 84 to 662 code for a protein of 192 amino acids. The transcript has 4 exons. Gene Ontology annotation, biological process: negative regulation of canonical NF-kappaB signal transduction; Ral protein signal transduction. Gene Ontology annotation, molecular function: GTPase activating protein binding; GTPase activity; GTP binding. The record is from RefSeq and is a predicted model, not a curated record.